AUGAAUGCCGUCCGCCAAUCCUGUCGCCCAAAGCACCAGGUGCUCAUUUUAAAAUGCUUUCCUCGCUAUCAGAAAGGUGUGCUGCAAGUGAAGCCCAACGCGAGCGAACUCUCGUAUCUCCUCUACUAUGCCAGCACUCGACGCAGUAAGCUGCAAAAGGUCGGCGCCUUCCUCGAGAAAAAGGCUGCCAGAGAAGUCCACAAGGGAAGAAUUGGGAAUGUCCAGGUGGUCCUUCAAAUCCUCACCGCACUGAUCGAAAAAUUGCCUCGGGAGUUACCCCUCUACGCUCAUUCGAUUCUGGCAAUUAUCGAAACUGUGAUUCACUCCAAUGAUAUUACUAUGGUCGAGGAAACCGUUCCGACUUUCGAAAUGUUUUGCAACAGCCAAGACCUGUCGGUUUUGGCUGUAGAACAACAACAUGCUACACGGUACCUGAGUAUAGUGCGUAGCUAUGCCGCUUUUGCUUCCACCAAAUUGAAAUCUCCCGCAAACGCCUCUAACGAUCUUCCCAUAUCAUUGCGCUGGAAAAACAUUGGUCUGAAAGCAAUCAGGAGCAUAGUUUGUUCCGAAUCAAUCAGCGGCGAUGGCGGAAAACAGCUCUCUAUUAUCGUGCCCAUUAUCCUGGAGAACUUGUACGCCGGGAGCGAGGAUGUGUUGAUCUCGCUCCAAUCAAAGGCAUCAGAAAAGGCAUUUGACGAGACUUCGGAACAAGCACAGUCAAGACGUCGUCGAGCGAGCACUGUCACCGUGCAGACUGUCGAUGCCCACGCCCCAGAUGGAAAUGUGGCUGAGGCUUCGGGGACAACUGCAGAUGCCGACAAAGUGGCAGAGUUGGAGGUUCGUCUUCUUGCAAUGAGAUGCUUGGAACGCAUUUUCGUUGUCAGCAGCAAUCGUUCUCAGAUCCGGACCGCAGCAGGACUGGUCUUGCAGUUUAUCGUCGACAAGCAAGAUAAUUCGGUAUCUGAGAAGCCUUUUCGAGAAAGCAAAGACUGGGCCCAGUCGCUGAUGGAAUUGAUUGUGAAAUGGUGUCCCGUUCAAGAUCGGUUCAUCGUACUGUUCACCGCCGUUGAGAUCUUGAGAGGAAUGUCGGUCGAUGGGCAUCCCGUCAACAAGCAAAUAGUCAUGGCCUCGUUGAUUGGUUCCUUGUUGAAAUCCCCUGUCAAUAUGAUAGGACUUAGCGUCAUCGAUGUUCUAGUUGGUUUUGUUCAACAUAUCCUUCGCUUGCUACAAACUCCAAUUCCAUCAGAUUCCCAGCCACAAUUGGAUUCGACAAACGAGGGCGAGAACCCUAGCGAUUUGGCUAUAAAUGCGGACAGCGAAAAACCUAACGUAAUUGCUUCGAGUGAGCCUACCAUCUCUCCUGAGAAUGCAAGACUGGUGUCACUAUUGAAGGAGUGCAUUGGGAAUCUCGCCACGCAUAUCUACUACGCCGAUCAGAUUUCCGACAUGAUCCGGACGCUACUGAAGAGAAUUAGACCAUCAACCUCAAUCGAUGUUACUGUGGGUACAGUGGUCAAGACAGUAUCUGACCCAUCAGCUUCUGCAAAUAACUUUGGCAAUGCUGCCAGUGAACUCCAGCUGGAAAACUUUUUCUACUCCGCAGCCUCGAAGAUUACAGCUUUAGAAGCAGUCAAAGAUAUUCUUGCGGUCGCCAAUCAGAAAAAGGCCGCAACGGGUGCGGGCAUAGAAUCACGAAACCAAGUCAGCAUCAAUGUGUGGGAAGGAACGCAGUGGCUUCUGCGUGACCCUGAUCGUCAAGUUCGCACUGCAUACACUGAUGCACUCGUCUUCUGGCUUCAACUUGAGACAACGAAAAAUGAUCUUCGCGUAAAAGACUUAACCAAAAGAGUUACUCGGUCACAGAGUAAACGGGACGUUGGUGGCUCUGCAAGAGUAGCUUCGACAUCAACUGCUCCCAUCGAUAAAGGGCUAUCUUCUGCUCCCUCUAGUUUCCUGCAACUCUUGCAUUUGGCAAUAUAUGACAACGCCGUGGAGUUCGCCGUCGUCGACGCAGAUAUCUUUAUCUUGCAUUUACUCCUUGUUAAGUUGGUUGAUCAUCUCGGCGUCAAUGCAACGCGUUUUGGGUUACCUAUGGUCUUGAAACUACAGGAGGCGGUACCACCAAGUGAAUCUCUCAGCUCGGCAGAUGCGCAAAUCAACAUUGGAAGCUUGGUGUAUGGAUACCUAUCGGCAUUAAGCGAGAAAUUUAAUUUUGAGACCUCAAAAAUUGGAUCUAGUAUUCACGCCGAGGUUUCUAAGCGCAAGAAACGUAAGGCAUGGCUUGAAAAGAUUCAGCUUCCACCUCUUUCGUUGAGUCAGCUCCCAUCAAGCGAAGAAAAUAAAGCUAUCAAGCCAGACCUUCAAGAGCCCCUCCGCACGUUUUCUGCGACCGAAGAGCUUGUCCAACAGAUCGAAAAUGCAUACACUGCAUCUCUGAUUGCUGCACCUCAAAGUCCUCCUAGCUCUCCAGGACGGCACCCCAUUACCCCAAGCUCCCCAAAUGCGUAUUUCGGCGCAGGCCAGGAUCUGAAGUUGCCAGCAGACGUCAAAGAGGAGAUGCUCUCCGCUUGGUCUAGAGAAGCUUGUCUCACUGUUCUGGAGCGAGAAAGAACAAAAGCAGCGUCCGUAUCUGGUUCAAGACAUACAAGUUCCAUCCAGCGAAACAACGGCCCCCUGAACGGAUUCGGAAACUAUUCUCCUCAUCGAGGACCACUCAGCUCUCCAGACCGCCAGAAUAAUUAUUAUUCAGCCGAACUUGGUUCCGGCAUAUCAGAUGGCUCGUUCUCCGAGUCUAACCGGGAUUCUACCAUUCGUGUUAACGAGUUGAAGAGAAUGCUAACUGUUUCCGUGAACUCCAAUGUUCGACGCUCCAGCCCAUUAAGAACUCGCGCAGAUGCCGGCAAUCGCAGUAUUGUCAGCUCUAGUAGCGAAAGCUUGGUCAGUGGAACCUUUUCUGCGUCCGAUUUCGAGAGUGAAAGCAGACCUCAGUCUAUUCGAGAAGACGGGCGGAGCGCAAGUCGAGAUGGCUCUGAAAUCACCAAGCCUGCGCCAGUAUCUUCAUCUGGCAAAUACAACAACGACACGGCCGUCUCCGAUAAUGACGAUGGCAUUCCACCAGUCCCACCACUACCUUCUGGGCUGGCAAUUCCUGGUGGCUUUCCCGAUACUAGCUCAAACCUCUCUCGACAAAGCUCAACUCGCUCUGAUCAUCCAUCGCCCACAGGAUUCUACGGAAAGAACGGAUCUAUCAAGGGCAAAAGUACUGCACAACAACCCGUCAAGACAAUGAAUGGGAGGAAAAGCAGAUCCAGCAACAGCCUCAAUGCAACUGUUUCCAGGAAGGGCAACGGGCCUGCCGCUACUCUCAAUCACGCAAUUUCACCACUUGGUGCAGGCGGGAAUACGCGGUUCGACAUAGACAAACUUCUCGAUAGCGUUUUACCACAAGUCAUCAACGACGAUUCUAUCAAUAAUGAAUCUAUUUCAACCAUACCCGGCUAUGUAGGAGGAGCUUCCCGGACAGGGGAAGAGCGACACAGAGCUACCAGCGGAAUCGGCCGUCCUCCAUAUUAA
Talaromyces proteolyticus is the source of this 3573-nucleotide messenger RNA. RefSeq lists its product as uncharacterized. The transcript has 2 exons. Gene Ontology annotation, biological process: protein localization to plasma membrane. The record is from RefSeq and is a predicted model, not a curated record. Lineage: Eukaryota; Fungi; Ascomycota; Eurotiomycetes; Eurotiales; Trichocomaceae. The coding region runs from base 1 to 3573 and encodes 1190 amino acids. Gene Ontology annotation, cellular component: plasma membrane.